Messenger RNA from Galeopterus variegatus (Sunda flying lemur), 597 nucleotides. RefSeq names its product 2'-deoxynucleoside 5'-phosphate N-hydrolase 1 (gene DNPH1). Bases 1 to 498 code for a protein of 165 amino acids. Lineage: Eukaryota; Metazoa; Chordata; Mammalia; Dermoptera; Cynocephalidae. Gene Ontology annotation, molecular function: 5-hydroxymethyl-dUMP N-hydrolase activity. Gene Ontology annotation, biological process: deoxyribonucleoside monophosphate catabolic process. The record is from RefSeq and is a predicted model, not a curated record. Gene Ontology annotation, cellular component: nucleus. The transcript has 5 exons.
AUGCGACACGGGGAGCCCGUGCGGCCGGGCGAGGCGGGCCAGCGGGCCCUGUACUUCUGCGGGAGCAUCCGCGGCGGACGCGAGGACUUGGUGCUGUACGGACGGAUCGUGGCGCGGCUGCGGCGCUUCGGAACGGUGCUCACCGAGCACGUGGCGGCUGCCGAGCUGGACGCGCGCGGUGAAGAGGCUGCUGGGGGUGAUAGGCUUAUCCAUGAGCGGGACCUGGCCUGGCUGCAGCAGGCAGAUGUGGUUGUGGCAGAAGUGACACAGCCAUCCUUGGGUGUAGGCUAUGAGCUAGGCCGGGCCGUGGCCCUCAAUAAGAGAAUCCUGUGCCUGUUCCGCCCACAGUCUGGUCGAGUGCUUUCAGCCAUGAUCCGGGGACUGGCAGAUGGCUCGAGAUUCCAGGUGUGGGACUAUGAAGAAGGAGAGGUGGAGGCCCUGCUAGAUCAAUACUUUGAGGUUCAGCCUCCCCAGCAGGUGGCAGACCCAACCACUUGACUUAAUCCCACUUAUAAGUUCUGAUCCCAGACACUGCUGCAAUACCAUUCCUGUCUCUUAGUCCCAGUAGCAAAUUAAAAGGUAUGUUGAAAAUUCUAA